Bipolaris victoriae FI3 is the source of this 201-nucleotide messenger RNA. RefSeq lists its product as hypothetical. Bases 1 to 201 code for a protein of 66 amino acids. The record is from RefSeq and is a predicted model, not a curated record. The transcript has a single exon. NCBI's taxonomy places the organism in Eukaryota, Fungi, Ascomycota, Dothideomycetes, Pleosporales, Pleosporaceae.
AUGGAAAAUAUUUUCUCAAAAACAAACGUUAAUAGUACUACUGCUACUACCACUACUACUACUACUACUACUCUAACAACACCGAUAUAUAGCAAGCAGGCAAGCUUGAAGACAACCUGCUCGACAAGAAGCCGCCCGGAAUUUCUGUGCCAUAAAAUAUCUGGGAGAGAGAUACACACAUCCUACCCCCAUUUCAAUUGA